Messenger RNA from Daphnia carinata, 976 nucleotides. Its product is annotated as transmembrane protein 267-like. Bases 183 to 854 code for a protein of 223 amino acids. Lineage: Eukaryota; Metazoa; Arthropoda; Branchiopoda; Diplostraca; Daphniidae. The transcript is spliced from 2 exons. The record is from RefSeq and is a predicted model, not a curated record.
AAUAACAAUUAAUAAUCAGUCACGAGCUAACUGUGUCAUUAAAUUCCUACAGUUUUUUUUAUUUGUUCGAAUUACUUUCCCACAGUCUGUGAGGUCUUAUUGUUGGUCAUACAUAAUUGACUUGAAUAUCAUGUGAAAACUUGCUGAACUAAUUGUACCGAUAUCGCGAAUCUCGAAGUGUAAUGACAGAGAGUAAAAGGAUGUGGGAACUAUGGUCGCUUGAUUACCUGAAGACAAAACUAGACGUUAAAAGCACCAUAAACCUUUUCCUAAUUCCUGUCAUAGCUCUAACUGGCGAUACAGCUAUUGGUUACAUAUAUCAUUACGAAUCCUUAAUUUUAAAUUGCUUUGUUGAUAGUGCAACUCAUUUCAUGAUAGCAUCAUUUUCGUGGAACUAUGUGGGAAACUUAUCCAUUAAUAAAAGGUCCCACAUGUUUGCUGUUUUUAUGUGUGGCCUGCUUGCUUCCCUAAUUGAUAUAGAUCAUUUUAUAGCAGUAGGGACCAUGGAUCUCCAAGUAGCCACAAGAUUACUUCACAGACCAUUAUUGCAUUGCACAACUGUGCUUUCAGCUGUUGCUGUUCUAUUAGCAUUGCUUUCUAUCAAAAUCCAUUCCAUCCCUUAUCUGAAACUAUCUUUGAUAAUAACAACUGCAGUCUGGACACACCACUGGAGGGAUGGAUAUCGGCGCGGAAUUUGGAUUUGUCCAAUCGGUUCUACUCCACCGUAUGGGUACGUCCUGUACCUCGUCGGUCUCAUAGCUCUGCCUUUGGGUUUACACUUUAUAUUGCGGUUUACCAGUGAACUAGUCCAAAAAGCCAAGAAUCAAGACCUACAGCAAGUUUACUUAAUAUAAUAUUGCUAUUGCCCCUAAUUAAUCCUGUUCUGCCGUUAAUAGUACAAUUGUUUCCUUUUCAUUGUAAAAACUGUACAAACAGAGUCACAUAACUUGUUUCUAAUAGAAUUUUUGAAAGGCAA